AAACCCUAACUGGUUGACUCUUACUACCCAUUUCACUCUGCUGCAAUUUUCUCUCUAGGUUUUAGGAGUGGUAAUCCGAGGCGGCGGCGGCGGAAGCGUAGGAUUUCCGCAAUGAAGCAGGUAGUGGGGAUCGUCGUAUCCAACAAGAUGCAGAAGUCGGUGGUGGUGGCUGUGGAUCGGUUGUUUCAUCACAAGCUCUACAAUCGCUAUGUGAAGCGCACCAGCAAAUUCAUGGCGCACGACGAGAAAAAUGAGUGCUCCAUCGGUGACCGAGUAAUUCUGGAUCCUUCAAGGCCAUUGAGCAAAAGAAAGAACUGGAUUGUCGCCGAGAUAUUGCGGAAGGCAAGAGUCUAUGUUAAACCAUCUCCUGCUGCUCAAGCUUUUGGUGAAUCAGCUGUUGGUUCGAGUGCACCCCAGAGCUUGCCUUCUGCAUGAGCUUCCUGAGCUAGGACAAAUGAAUUGUAUGUUCUCACGAAGGCCCCUGCUUUCGACUUGCCAAAAUAUUUUCCUUCGACAGUGCAAUUCUAAGUGAGUGUGACAAGAAUAUGCUUCAUUUCUUUUCAUCUUGUUGUCUAUUGUCCAGUCUUGUUCUUUACAUUAACAAUUAAGAUGAAUUAGAAGGACGUGCCAUAUACAUUGAUAAUUCUUCUGAAUAAUGCUUGACUUUUGAUCUAUUUGGUUUUCAA
Messenger RNA from Zingiber officinale, 686 nucleotides. Its product is annotated as 30S ribosomal protein S17-like. Gene Ontology annotation, cellular component: ribosome. Gene Ontology annotation, biological process: translation. Gene Ontology annotation, molecular function: structural constituent of ribosome. The transcript has 2 exons. The record is from RefSeq and is a predicted model, not a curated record. NCBI's taxonomy places the organism in Eukaryota, Viridiplantae, Streptophyta, Magnoliopsida, Zingiberales, Zingiberaceae. The coding region runs from base 112 to 435 and encodes 107 amino acids.